CCCGGGAACUCGACACAAUAUGGUUCGAAAGAUCUCUCUUUCCAAAUAUUCGCAACUAGGAGAUGACCAGUGGAAGAUUAGAAAUAUCAAUAUACCCACCCAGCUGCAGGUCACGUUUGGAAUAUCGAAUUUUUCUCCAAAGAUGUCCAAAUGUAUGAAACAGUUAUUGUACGCAACUCCGACCCUGGAUUCGAACAACCGGUAUUCGAAAUUUACCCGGAUUUGAAAGAAUAUUCCACCAAGGAUCUAUUCCCUCCUCAUCCCAAUCUUACAAAGGGAAGUUUAUGGGCAUACCUUGCGCGCAGACGAUGUGAUUUUGAUAAUUAGUUGUAAGUGAGAUAAUAUGACAUCCCAUCCAUUCAAUCUGCAAGCAAUACAUUGAUCAUACUGUGACGAACCGUCCGGAUGUUAGGAAUGAACUCAUGGUCCCCACCGGCAAGAUUUUCCACAAGAGAUUUACCACGAAAACAAGUCUCCGUAUCGAACUGAAAGAUGUAAGUAACACAGAAGAGUGUGGAUGAAAAACAAGAAACUAAUAGAAGAACCUUAGAUUAUCGCAUCGUUAAUGGUAUCAAAAAGAAGCUCGGGCGCAAAAAAGAAGUGUAUAAUUAUAGCCGAUUCCCAAAAGCUCCUGCGAGGAAUCCGAAAGGAGCGAUUCAUGGGGCUAAGGCAAUGGAGCUGUAUGCAAAGGAAAUGGAGAAUCUCUGAGGAAUAUGGAAUAUGGAAUAUGGAAUGUGGACUGUGAAACUGUUCUCUAUGUGCCAAAUCGGAAUUGGGAAGAGAAGAUGGGAACUGUAGGAGUUGAAAGAUGGAAAAAUCAUUAGAAUACCAGGUGGAAUCUCGGGACAAGAGAAAAAAAGAAGAGAAAAGUAGUACGGAUUUGACGUACCAAAUAGGUCCUCGCACACUUGAAUUACCUGUUUGACCA
Molecule: messenger RNA, 928 nt
Organism: Sclerotinia trifoliorum
Lineage: Eukaryota; Fungi; Ascomycota; Leotiomycetes; Helotiales; Sclerotiniaceae
Source: the annotation of a GenBank genome assembly